GAAAUCAGCCGCACAGGUUAAGGCAAAACUGAGAACUAGAUAUACUACUUACCUGGGUACAUUAGGUAGGUUUGAGUGCAGGACAUGGAACGUAUCGGUAGAUAAUCCGUAUGACUCUUCAACAAGAAUCACUUCACCAAGAAUAGAGUAACUAACCUAAUAUAAAUACUACAAAUAUUUCUACCGACAGAGGAGCUAAGUGAAAUCUGUUCCUCACGCUACUUGUAGCUUUUAUAUGAUACCAGAUAAAGAACUCCUAUGAAAAUAUUCAAAUCCUUACCUCGUUGAAACACAUAACGGAACUUACACGACCGCUUCACUAAACCAUGUCUCCAUCUUCGAGCAACAAUGAUAGUCAGCUAUCAGGGGGAAACACGACCCACCAAGAAAUGAAAACUCCUUACUCAGUACAGAGAUACCUGAGCGUGGACUCAACUGUUCACGAACGUGUGUCUGGCGUGGUUGGGAUUGAGGAAGGAGAGCAUAGUAGGAAGGAAUAUUAUACACAAAGAGCGAAGAAGGCAUUGGAUGGUUUUGAAAAAGCUUGGAAGGACGCGAAGUAGAACUUCCUUCGGAGUCUCUUUUUUAUAGGCAUUGUUGGACUACCUAUUUAC
This is a messenger RNA of Daldinia caldariorum, 614 nucleotides long. RefSeq lists its product as uncharacterized. The record is from RefSeq and is a predicted model, not a curated record. The transcript is spliced from 2 exons. The coding region runs from base 327 to 563 and encodes 78 amino acids. Lineage: Eukaryota; Fungi; Ascomycota; Sordariomycetes; Xylariales; Hypoxylaceae.